Phycodurus eques (leafy seadragon) is the source of this 7050-nucleotide messenger RNA. It is a transcript of the gene tgfb2, whose product is annotated as transforming growth factor, beta 2. Gene Ontology annotation, biological process: regulation of cell population proliferation; BMP signaling pathway; transforming growth factor beta receptor signaling pathway. The transcript has 7 exons. Gene Ontology annotation, cellular component: extracellular region. Gene Ontology annotation, molecular function: type II transforming growth factor beta receptor binding; growth factor activity; cytokine activity. Bases 668 to 1909 code for a protein of 413 amino acids. NCBI's taxonomy places the organism in Eukaryota, Metazoa, Chordata, Actinopteri, Syngnathiformes, Syngnathidae. The record is from RefSeq and is a predicted model, not a curated record.
GUCCGCUGCCUGGCACGAGUUGGAGACGAGCUGCAGGGCGCAGGUGGACUGAGGAGGACGUGCGACGCUCGUUCUGUGUGGAUUUUGCAUUGAGGAAAUCACAAGAUAGCCCGACUGGUACAAUUCGAACGUUUCAACGAGUUGGGAUUAUUCCGAAAGGCAACGCGUGGUUUCUUCUGACUUCGAAGCAGGGGGUCGACGUCCCCUGCCUCUGGUUUUCGGAGGCUGCGACGAUUCCGGCAUUGUGAUGCGGUGAAAGUGUGCUCGAGUCCUGCGGGUAAACAGCACAGUCCACCAACUCUUACUCGGUUGUUGUUGUCCCCCCCCCGCCCCCUCCCCGAUCCUUGUUUUCAGCGAAGACUUUUGAGCAGUUGAAUGGCAGCCAUCACAACUCGACUGCAGUACUUUUACGCACACUCGAUGUGCCGUCUUGCUCACUUCAGUCACGGACUCAACGGUUUCUUCCAAAAGCAUUGAAUGAAUUCUCCAGCCGCCUCCUAUUUAUGAAACGCGUUGAAAAUAUCGGAGGCGUCGUUGACUCGCGCGCGUAUGAAUGCGCUCAGAAUCUUGCCAUUUUUGUCCCUGAAAUGUGUCUUGGUGGUGACUUUGAAGUCACCGUGGUGAAUGCCGUUUUUGACUAGUGUUGUUCCGGCCCGAGUGGGACAAGAUGAACCUGCGCUUUGUCAGCCUUCUCCUCGCUUUGGAUUUCGUCACGGUUGCGCUCAGUUUGUCGACAUGCAGCGUAUUGGACAUGGAGCAGUUCAAGAAGAAGCGCAUCGAGGCGAUCCGAGUGCAGAUCCUGAGCAAACUCAAGCUCGCCAAUCCGCCGCAGGACUUCCCCGAGCCCGAGGACGCGUCCAGGGACAUCGUAGCCAUUUACAACAGCACGCGGGACCUCUUGCAGGAGAAGGCCAAUGAACGGGCGGCAACGUGCGAGCGACAGCGGAGCGAGGAGGAGUACUACGCCAAGGAGGUGCACAAGAUCGAGAUGCAGCCCAUCUACCCGUCUGAGAAUGUUAUUUCUCCAACUCUCUUCAACCCUUACUUCAGACGGCUAAUGUUUGAUGUGUCCUCCAUGGAGAAGAAUGCCUCCAACCUGGUGAAAGCUGAGCUGAGAAUCUUUCGUCUUCAAAAUCCUAGUGCAAGAGUAUCUGAGCAACGCAUUGAGCUAUACCAGAUUUUAGCACACAAAGACCUGACAUCCCCAACCCAACGAUACAUUGACAGCAGAGUGGUACGAACACAAACAGAGGGCGAGUGGCUUACCUUUGAUGUGACAGAGGCAGUGAGUGAAUGGAUGAACCACAGAGACAGAAACAGUGGAUUCAAGCUCAGUCUACAUUGCCCAUGUUGUACUUUUGUUCCAUCAAAUAACUACAUCAUUCCAAACAAGAGUGAGGAGCUGGAGGCACGGUUUGCAGGUAUUGAUGACAGCUUCAUCAACGGUGGUGAUCUAAAAGUAUUCAAGAGGCUGCGCCAUAGUACUCGGCCUCCACACCUUCUAAUCAUGCUGCUACCCUCAUACCGAUUGGAGUCUCCAUUUCACCACAAAACACAUCGAACAAAGAGAGCCCUGGAUGCAGCUUACUGCUCUAGAAAUGUUCAAGACAACUGUUGCUUAAGGACCCUCUACAUUGACUUUAAGAAAGACCUUGGCUGGAGGUGGAUUCAUGAGCCAAAGGGCUAUGAGGCCAACUUCUGUGCUGGAGCCUGUCCUUAUCUAUGGAGUUCUGACACACAGCAUGCCAAGGUGUUAGGCCUUUAUAACACCAUUAACCCUGAUGCAUCAGCGUCACCCUGCUGUGUGUCCCAGGACCUUGAACCCCUCACCAUCCUUUACUACAUCGGCAAGACACCGAAAAUAGAACAGCUCUCCAAUAUGAAGGUCAAGUCUUGCAAGUGCAGCUAGAAACUAAGCCAGCACAAGCCACUCCCACCUUCCUUCACACAAUAACGCACACACACCAUUUGCAACCAUGCUCUCUCUUCUAUUUUUGUACACACAGUCCAGUGUCAUGUGAUCAAGAUUAGAGGUACUGAACAAAUAAACCUCAUUCCAAAAUGGCACUGCAAUGCUCUUACGAAUACACUACACAGACCAUGAUUCCAUAAAGACUUUUCCACCAUGUGCCUUGAAUUUGUUUUUGUUUGUUUCUAUGCUGUUUAACAGACACCGAAUCUGUCUCAUGGUUCAAUAUUUUGAUGAUGAACAUUCGUCCAAGUUGAAGUGUGCCUUCAGUUUGUGGUGCCCUGCAUGGCUUUCUAAGCAUCAGCCCCUGUUGGCUAUCAGAUGUUAAGAUUCAACCUGUCAUAUCCAACCAAGCCUCUUCUUUCGAAAGAGAAACAGCGCAGUUAUUUUGGUGCAAACAUAAGGUUGGGGUAUUGUUUUAAUGCAGCUAAACAAUCUAAACGAAAGGCUAGAUGAAUAAGAAGUCCUCAGUUCUUUUGUUUUUUGUUUUUUUGGGGGGGUUUUUUUAUAAUGAAAUUGACAACCGUGAAAUGACUGGCAUUAUCGGUGCAAGAUGCAGUGUAGGCAAUGACGUUGCAUGUUUUGUGCAGUAUGUUUGCCAUGGAGUUUAAGAUGAUUAAUUACCACUGUCUUUCAGUGAAACACACUGGAAUUGACAGAAACGCAGUUUUAGGGAGACUGACAAAUACUCAGUCUUGACUUCCAUCAUUUUCCCCUCAAAAUAAGAAAUGUACCAAUUAUUGUUGGUUUAGUUUAGGAGAAUUGCUAUAUUAUACAGCUUUUUAAAUUGAAGCAUUUUUAAGUCAAAAUUGCAUGAUUGGCAGAAUAGAUCAGUUAUAAACUACAAUAACUUUUAACUUGUUGCUACGUGAGCUGUAAUUUACUGUAUCAAUAGAUGACACCCUAGAACAUUAUUGGACCAGGAUUCUCAUUUCAAAUUAGAAAAUCCCACUGCGCACCACCAUACGGAAUGUGCAUUGCUGCCACACCAGAAAAAGAAAGUUCAGUAUCGCCUUAUAACAUGAUCAAUUUCACGUUUUAAUAUGAUUACUUAUCCCGUUGAAACAUAUCUUUGACUUCUACAUUUGGCUAAACAAAAUAAAGCAAUUUCUCCUGGUUCAGGUCACUUGCAGAGCUUCAUGAAUGUACAUAUGCGUGUCUUCUUUUUACGUCUUAAAUCUUUGUAAACACUUGGCCUUGUCUUUUAAAAACAAAUUUUUAAGUAGGCUAUUAUAGACGAGCAGCGUAGUUACGUGGCUAGUAACUUUGAUUUAUAAGAUACAAAAAGAAGACACAAGGUCUUCAUAGUGCUACGCCAGUGACCUGAACUAGAAAUAAUUGCUUUGUUUUGUUUUGACGAAUGUGAACGUGAAACUUAUCACGUUAAAACGUUAAAAUGUAUCUCCUUUUAAUGUGAAAUUUAUCAUGUUAAAACAUGUUAUUUAUCACGUUACAAACUGAUACUGAACUCUUUUUUUCUGGUUUGGCAGCAAUAUGCUUCUGUACCAGCAGACAAAAAUGUUACAGAAAGUAUACAGUAAAUACUGAAAUAAUGGUGAUCUCAUCUCAAUUUACUAACAAAUUCACAUACUCAGUGUGAAAUCUGGGUCUGUUUAGUUGAACACAAAGCUGAUAUACUCGCAGGAAGCCAUGACUUACACCAUGAAUGGCAACAGAACAGGUUCAUUGUACCUAAUUGUUCUGCCUGCCACUGUACUUCAAUGGCAUAGAUAGAUGAACAAAGCUAUAUUCAUAAUGAUAAAUAAUGAUAUUCUGACAAAUAAAGUGAAAUUGGAUUUCAUCCCUGAUGUUCACUCACGGCACACCUGGUUGGAAAUCAUUGCCCUAGAUAACCUUGUCACAUGUUGCUAUUAAUGUUUGAACAACAAUGACCCUGCCAAGAGGUGAUUGAAUAUAUCCAUCCAUUUUCUGAGCCUCUUCUCCUCACUGCUGGAGCCCAUCCCAGCCGUCAUCGGGCAGGAGGCAGGGUACACCCUGAACUGGUUGCCAGCCAAUCGCAGGGCACAUACAAACAAACAACCAUUCGCAGUCACACCUACGGGCAAUUUAGAGUCACCAAUUAAUGCAUGUUUUUGGGAUGUGGGAGGAAACCGGAGUGCCCGGAGAAAACCCACGCAGGGACGGGGAGAACAUGCAAACUCCACACAGGGGGGGCCGGGGAUUGAACCCCGGUUCUCAGAACUGUGAGGCUGACGCUCUAACCAGUCGUCCACCAUGCCGUGAUUGAAUAUAUGAAUCAGAAAAACCCUGGUAGAAAAAAGCAUUUGUUAACAUGAAAGCGUUUUAAUGUUAUCAAUGUAUUGACAAAAUGUUGAUUGUCAUCAUCACAAUGUGCAGGUGGCUUUGCAAGGAUACGGCCUUUCUUUCAUUCUCCUUCUAUAGAAGGCCAAGUCAACAUGAAUCAACUCACGCACUUGUCUCAUGAGACGCGAGAGUAAAGGCAAACACUGGAAGUUUAUGUGAUAAGUGUCUAUAUGUGAAAUGAGUUCUGGAACAUGACACAGAUCCACCCUCAAUUCCCAUCCACCUUUAGCGCUCUCCCUUAUUCAGUCACAUCACAUCCUCAUUUGCAUUUGUCUUUGUUUUGUAUCCUUUGUAUGUUUAAUAUAUUCAUUGUUUUGCUAUUUAAGAUGUUCGUGCUUAGGUGCCUCACACCCAAGAGAUUUUGAAUAUAGUUGAGAUGUGGACAGUUAACCUUGCAUUGUGGAAAUGCAACCUCUACAUCCAUUUGUAUCUUUCAGGUGCUCUAUUAAAUAUUAUUUUUGUUGUAAAAUGUUAAUAGUUUUGGACAAAACUACUGUCUGUUGAUAUGGUGAAAGGGUAAACAACUUCAAUGUACAAAACGUUUUUUUGUUUUUUUUGUUUUGUUUUUUUCAAACUGUUGACUCUGUCGAAUAUGUGUCUGUCAUAAAAACAUGGUUUGGGAAUGAAACUUUGCAAGUGCUGCAAUCGGAUUCCUGCAGCACAUAGAUGGCUAUUCUGUAUAAUUGUUUUGCAUUACAAAGCGAUAAGCCGUUUUAAAAUUGUUACGUUUUUGACAGCCCCGAGACCUUUGCGGGCCAAGUGCAUCUUACUAAAAGGCAUUGAUUUGCUGUAGCUUCAUAAGGAAGAGACUUUAAAUUUGUAUUUUUUUUUUUACAGGAGAUAUUUCAGACCACUUACUGUAGUGAGUAUGUUGAUAACAUGGGCAUUAAAGCAGUUUUUAUGAUGCAUGUCAAAAUUUGAUAUUUGGCAGUUCCGCAGCAUUUGUUAAAUGCGAAAGCCAUCAGCCAGAUGUAAGAAGCUACUGAAAUUCCUACCAUUCACAGUUUAGGAUGAUUUAAACAGCAAUCAUACAAUUCUUAAAACAUUCUUGGAUCCAAGAAAAAUUGAGGUGUUUCGCUUUGCUCCUCUGGUAUUUUCUGGAAAAAUAACAACAUUGCUUCCUCAUUGCCUCCUGUAUGUCAAUUUGAAAAAGGCCUAGCUGGAGGAAAUACAGCAAUUUGAAACAGGGAUCAAGGAGCAAAUAUAACAACUUUCCUUGGGAAUUAAUGGGAAUUUAUGAACAUUUUGAGGAAUUAAUCUGCAGGACUAAAGUGGAAAUUUGAAGAUUUGUUUAUUACAGGGAAGUUUUUUUGUACAAAAGUAAUAACUUCUUGUGGCAGUAUAUUUCUUCGCAAUUAGAUUAAAUUUGCAAUUUCCAAAUUUUUCCCAAUUAAAGCACUUCUUUAACAAUUACAAUUUACAAAUAGUUUAAAUAAAAAGUUAUUUACUUCUAUUCCUAAACAGAAAACGUUAGUGGUUGAAUGUUAUGCUUUAUUAAUUCCAGACUUCUCAGAAAUGCCUAGUGAGGCAGCUCAAAUGUCCGUAUAAAAAAAGUGUAUUGAGUUUGAAAGUCCUUAUUUCUGUUCAAGAUGGUAAACGUUGAAAUCUCAGAGAAACAGGAAGAGUCUGCAUUAAAGAACAAAAUGAUUCUAGUCUCUUCUUGUGGUCUUAUCAAUUUGUUGUUCCGUAUAUGUACAGUAGAUGAUGUGAGUUUGUAUGAGUCAUCACAAAUGUCCAGUUAAUUUGCAUCGAUGAUCUUUUAUUCUCAAGGAAAGUUAAAAACUGUAUUUCCAAAUUCCUCCUAAAAAAAAAACUCCAUUGGUAAGUCCCUUUUUUCGUACCUUCUGAAAGAAAACUCAAAAGUUCCUGUGAUUAUAUUUUACAAGGAACUCUGUUAAGUAAACAAAUCUGCAUAGAAUAUAUCCCUAACAUGACACAAAUGCCUUCUGCCAUUUAUGUCCCUUCUACUGUACUCUAUUUGGAUUUGGAUUGUUUCGCUUGUGUCCUCGGUCACAAAGAGUUGAACCUUCAGCAGUAGUUUGUGGUUAGUUUAAGAAGCUUUCCACACUUGGAGAAAGUAAAAGAAGUGAUGACUGUUUUAUACACAUGAGGAGAACACUGGUGUCAUGUCACGCACUCAACAGAGUCAUGUGCUUACCCCACAGUGGUUUGGAAAGCUCUGGGUUCAGAGAGGGGUUGUCUUUUGGCAAGUGAUGACAGUACAUAGGGAGAAACACUGAGUACGAUCAGUGUGAUUUGACCCAAUUUAGGAAUGUUGCUUACUAGAAGAAGAGACCUUUCAAAUGUUUUAUGAUCCAAAAACAUUACGAAAUAUAUCGGUCAGUCAAUGGUCAAGUGUUCCACUUUGUUCAAGCUUAUAAUAAUGUCAACACUGAGGCAUAUUCCUGCCAAUAUAAAGCUUUUGUUAACCCACAACGUCUGUCUGUCAUUAGCUUUUCAAACAAAUUGCACUGAUGCUGUUUUAUUUUUAGUAUGUUGAAAAAGAGUUCUUCCUUUUAUAUUUUAGUGAGUUAAACACCCCUUCCCCCGUCCUUUAUCUAACGAGGCGUGUCGAUGACCAUCCCAACAGGGCAAUCGGUGCCAGUGGACAUCCUGACUAGCAGGGAAAUAGGAUUUCUACACGCCUAGUUUGUCAUGGUAGAGCCGUUGUUGUAUUUGUAUUUGUAUUUGUUGUUUUUAAUUAUGUGAUUGUGACCCACUAUACUGUACUCUAAUAUGGUAUACUGUGGUGCUCU